UUCGGGACAGCACUGCUCCGCUGCAAACAGGUGUGCUACCGUCCGGGUCACUUCUGCUGGGAAGCCACUGAGAGGCAGCGUCCCAAAACCGGAACCAAGCAUCCUUGACGCGGGACAGCGGGGACCGGAGGAGGAGAAUCAACCCGGUCAAGUCUUUAUUAGCCUGGGCUGUUUGAACGGGUUCAGACACACAGAGAGAGGAGAGAGGGAGGGAGUGUGAGGGAGAGAGGGAGCGAUGGCAACGAAAAAGGCGUGCGUGGAUGCGCCCAAAAGGAGCCGGAGUCCGGUCGUGUUGGAGGCGGAGAUGUUCAGUGAAUUUCAGGACUGGUGUCUCCGGACUUAUGGAGACUCGGGUAAAACAAAGACCGUCACCCGGCGAAAAUAUAACAAAAUCAUGCAGACACUGUUGCAGAACGACGAGUCGGAUGGCGUUUAUAUCGACAACAGCCACAUCAACGCCAAAUUCAAAUUCUGGGUGAAGUCUAAAGGAUUUCAGGUCGGGACCAACGUGCUGGGAGAGCACAACAAGAAGGGAGCUCCAGGGAAACCCGUCCUAUAUGUCCCGGUCAAGUCAACGUGUUCAGAUGGGAAUUCGGCCCAAGACAACUCCUCCCUGAAGCGUGUAGCUGUGGUAGAAGACUUCUUCGACAUCAUCUAUGCCAUGCAUGUGGAGAUGGGCGCUGACCCUGGGAGAGCACCCAAACAUGCAGGCCAGAAGAAGACCUACAAAGCGAUAGCAGAGACUUACGCCUUCCUGCCCAGAGAGGCGGUGACUCGGUUCCUAAUGAGCUGUGGAGAGUGUCAGAAGAGGAUGCACAUCAACCCCAGCACUGCAGAGUUCAAAGAAAAUGACCGACCCACCUCCCUGGUCCCGGACCUCAUUGAUUACAACAUGCCUCUUACUGCCACCUACCUGAAACAGAUGAAGCUGCAGUGCAUGACUGCCACUGAAAGGGAUGAUAGUUCGGUGAGCAGCGAGGACAUGAACGGCGUUGAGACCACAUGGGUCGCAGCUGAGCAGCCUCCAGUGCCUGAGCCCAGUCCACCCAACGGAGAGAGAGUCAGCAACCCAGCAGCCCCCAUUAAAGAGGAGGAAGACGACGACUCCUCGGAGAGCGGCAGUGCCAACGGGCUGCCGGCCCUGACCUCCCCGGAGGUGCUGGCUGUGGGUGGGAACCCCCCAGAUGGUGGGGCCCCAUACGGGGAGGUGACAGAGAACGGGCUGAGCGCUCCACUGGACUUUAGCACCACCUCGCCCUCGUCCUCCUCAGAGGAUCAGCAACCGGUCAACCUGAGCGACAGACUGCUGCCGGCUGGGAGCUCGCCGCCAAACUCUUACCCCGCAGACCCCAACAGGAAGUACCCCAUCAAAACAGAGUACACUAACAAGUCCCCUCCUUACAGCUCAGGAAGCUAUGACUCUGUGAAAACUGAACUGAGCAUGAGCGCUGAGGACUUGACCUCUGGUCGGGCACAGAUAAUUGAUGAUGACGAUGAUGAUCAUGAUGACCACGAUGACAGCGACAAGAUCAAUGACGCUGAGGGUAUGGACCCUGAGAGACUCAAAGCCUUCAAUAUGUUUGUGCGUCUGUUCGUGGAUGAAAAUCUGGACCGCAUGGUGCCCAUCUCCAAACAGCCCAAGGAGAAGAUCCAGGCCAUCAUUGAGUCCUGUAGCCGCCAGUUCCCAGAGUUCCAGGAGCGCUCCCGCAAGCGCAUCCGCACCUACCUCAAAUCCUGCCGCCGCAUGAAGAAGGGCGGCUUUGAGAUACGACCUACACCUCCUCACCUCACCUCUGCCAUGGCUGAGAACAUCCUUGCCGCUGCCUGCGAGAACGAAACCCGAAAUGCUGCCAAGAGGAUGCGGCUCGAUGUCUACCAAGCGGAUGAACCUGCCUCUGCUGACAAGUCCAACUCGAGGGACCCGGCUUCUGUGGCGCCGUCAGGGUUCACCAUCUCCAGCGCAGCUUUUGCCCAAGACCAGCUCUACACCAACGGAGGCCUCAACUACAACCUGCGGGGAUACGGCACGGUCAGCAGCAACCAGCAGAACUCUGGAGCUGCACAAACCAACGGUCCCACAGAUCUGAGCAUGAAGUCAGUCGGCCCAAACUCCACCUCCUCCAGCUCCAACAGUCACGGUCAGGGUGGCGGCGGCGGCGGAGCUUCAGCCCAGCUCAGCCCUCCGGAGGUUACGGCGGUGCGGCAGCUCAUUGCGGGAUACCGAGAGUCCGCCGCCUUCCUGCUCCGCUCUGCAGACGAGCUGGAAAACCUGAUCCUGCAGCAGAACUGAGUCCGAGCCAAAACCCUCUCCCAGCCUGUCCAUCUCUGUCGCCCUCAGUCACACACAUCUGGGCAGACGUUCAUACAAAGACACAAAGGUACACAAGUGAUGCUGCAGCACACACAGUGGGUCCUGUAGGUACCGUCACUUAGUCCCACAUGUUUCUGUAUUUGGACGGGCCAGAACAUAUCACAGGCUGAAAAUGUUUAUUUAUGCAUUUGGUUCACUUUGACCUUAGUGCCCUGUUAUCUGUAGCCAUUCAUCCCAUUCAGUUCAUUUUACCACUUCAACCUCCAUUCGUCUCAGGAAGCGAUGAUCUAUGUGAAAGAAUUAUCUGCAUUGGUGCACAGGGGAGUACCACUACCUUAAAUUAGCUGUGACCAGAAUGCCACAUUGGCUCGUUUAUGCAGAUGUUUGGACAAAUUAACGGUUAAAUAGCAGUGAUUUAGUGUCAUUACCUUGUGUCUAUUUUUACACAAAUUGUAAAAUAUGCUGUACAGUGGCAUGAUCUGAUUGGGUCGUCUGAUUCGAGUCAUUUCUAAACCAUAACUCUCCAAAUUCACUUCUGUGCUUUCUGGAAGUAGAUAAAUCGCUGCUAAAUCCACUGACCUGUUAACCUCAACAGCUACUGAAGGAUGUGCUGACUUACAUAUACACAAAAAAAAACAAUGUAGAGAAAGGUUAAAAAAAAAAAAAUCAGGACAGUGUUUGACAGUUUUCACCUGAAAGGUUUGACCAGCAGAUCCGUCAAAACGAUACCUCGGUCCUGCUCUGUUGGAGUGGUUUCCAGAGUCUGCAGCCCCGUGUACAUGUGUACAGAUGUUUUUGAAAACUGAUAUUAUUCCCCUCCUUUCAAAUAUGUCUGUCCACACAACCUUGGUUUUACAAAAUCUUUGUCCACACUAGAACGCAAAAACGACUCCAACUGCUCGCCGGCGUUAGCUGUCUUCAGCAGCCUCUCCUCAUAGGCAGCAAAGUGUACAGGCAGACGUUACCUUUUUCAAAACACCUACUGGGGAUCUCAUGACUGUUGAUGUGUGUUUAAUUUAAGGAGGAUGGAGCUCACUCAAACAUACGAGUGAAGCUCUGGACAAGCCAAAGUUUUCCUUCCAAUACUCAUCGACAACAAUCUGGUGAAUUUUAAAGAAUAGGCGCUGAGGUGGACCGGAAAAACAGUGGAUGCAGCAAAUGCCGCCGUUUCUCUGUGAAGGGGUGCAGCCAAUAUUAAGUUUAAGUGUAAAAUAGUUUAGCAAAGCCUGACCUAUCUCCACAGUGCUUUGUCAGCACUUGGAGAAGUUUUGGAAUCACCAUAUUACCAUAUGAUCACGCUCGCUGGCUUGAUUUCGUUUCUCUAAACCAAUCAGUCGCCCUAGGCAGCGCGAAGUCCAGGACACAGUGACAGGGCUAACUGUUAGCAUCACACAGCUAAUGCUACCUAACAGUUAAUGUGUUUAAUGACAGUGUCGAGCUGUUUCAGCAUCAGUGUGUUUGUUCAACCCGGUCUCACUUCGAAGUCGUCAAAAUUUGGCACUCAGGCAGUGACUUGCAGUGUCAGACACUGAUGAAAAAGCCGUCCUUUAACAUCAGCAUGAUACACUGCCUGUUGCUGUUAGUUUAACUGUGCUCGGCAGCGUCGGGGGGAAAUGUGGCGGGACACGAAUGAAAGUUAACACGACAAAAAUCCAAGUAGGGCAGGUGGGAGGGAUGGUGGAUGGGUCCAACAAACACUGACCUUCACCUGGGAGAGUGGUGUGUGUCCCGCAAGAUCAAAAAGCCAAACCCUAUUCUGUUUUCCUAAGGAGGAAAACCAAAAACUCUAAAACUCAGUUUGCGUGUGGACGAGAGGCCAAAACGUGGAGGAAAAUAUGAGUUCAUUAAUACCUGUACACGUGUAGACGGGGUCUUUGGCAUGUGGUCACUGAGAGACAAAGACUCAUUACCCAAUGUGACUUUAUUUUCAGUUAUUUUAUUAUGAAUAUUUCUAUCACAGGCAAUUUCUCAUGACUUAAAAGGAAAGGCGGCUUUUAAGAAGCCUGGGUAUGCAAAUUGAGGUCGCAGACACCUGUCAGGGAUUUAAAAAAAAAAAAAAAAAGGAGAUUAAUAUAUUGUUUAGACUCUUGGUUUAUAACCAGUUCUACUGGAAAAGAGGAACAAGGUGCAAUAUUGAAGAUAAUCAGUAACGGUGCGCUUACUGAAAUGACUCUGUCAGACGUGCUGAGGUGUUCUAAGGCAAAAAGGCGGAGUACGUUACCACAAUCUCCUCCCGCUGUAACUGUCGAGUUGUAAAAAAAAAAGAAAGAAAAAAAAGAAAUGAUAUCCCAUGCAGCAUUGUAGCCAAUUUCAAUGUUGUUGUUUGUUGUGAAUACUGAUCUUUAUCGCUAACCUCAUAACUGAGGCACUUUCAUGUAUCGGGAUCAGUCAUCCGUAGUGAUAAAGAGGAAAUGGGACCUGGCAGAACAAUGAGACUUAAUGUUGCACGUCUUGUUUUAAUUUAAAGUGAGUUUUUUUAGGGUUGUUUUGUGAAGGAAUCGUCCUGUGAGUAUUUUUUUAAGUUAAAAAAGGAGCACAUUGAGCUCACAUGCAUCGGUGUAACCCUAACAUCCAUGUGGCUUCACUGGAUGCAGUGUGAGUGUGUGUGUGGGCUGCUCAGACAAAAGAAACUCCGUCCGUCUGUCCGUCUGUCUCAUCCCCUCUGACCUCAGCUGUGUCAAACUCUCUCUCAUCUCCAUCAUCGAUCUCAUGUCUGAAAACACACUGUCUGAAAAGAAGCAAGAGACAAUCUUUGAAAAAGAUGUAAUCACAUCACAGUUUACUCUCCCAGUUUUCUGCUAUGGUGUGUGUUGGUGUGUGUGUGUGUGUGUGUGUGUGCGCGUGUGUGUAUGUGUAUGUGUGUGUGUAUGUGUGGUCUGAGGGCACACAAGAGUACUCAAAGCAGAUCUAGAGCACAGUCUCACAACAGACACUUUUAAUGGUGAGUCACUCGGCACAAAAACAUGUGGUGUAAGUGUGUGUAUGUGUGUGUUUUUAUUCCUUUGUGUUGUUGUUGAUGGCGUAAGUGUUGUUAUUGACAGUAUGUUGAUUUUUUUCUGUUGGUGUAUAAGUGGAGUGACCCAGUUUGUACGACAUCAAUCUGUGAAAGAUUUAAUUCAGUAGGCUGAAACAUUCCAAACAAGGACAAUGACUCUUCGAGCAGCCGAGAAAGCGGCUCGCACCUUAUUGAUGAUUUGUCAAAGUUUAGAGAGAUAUAUUUCUGUAUUUAUCACAGAUCAAAUUUAUCAGUUAUUUAUCAUGAAUCAGUCUAUUCCUCACCACCACCAGGCCGCUCUAGAGUUGGAUUUACAUACUGACCAUUUUACAUUUUUAUUUCUAUGUCACGAUUGGGCUGCAUCACAUUCACGUUUAAAUUCUUUUAUCUAUUGCAAGUUUGGAAGCACUUUAUAGCUCAGGAUUAAGGUAACAUGACGCAGUGAUUUGUGUGUCUUUACCUCAUUUGGAACAUACUGAGAAGUGAUUAUAACAAAGGACAGAAGCAGAGCUCAAUCUGCUUUAUUGAUUACUUUCAAAAAGAAAAUCAAACAGCUCCUGUCUGAAAGCUUUACUGGAGCUCAGAGUGAACUCAUCACAGAGGGGUGUUUCUCAGAAAAGCAGGUCUCACGUUGAAAAGUCUGUCUUGAAUCAGCCAAACACACAGAACCAGGAUGAAUCUGUUUCAUGAAGCUGGUUUGGAGCCAAAUCUGGUUACUUUAAUGACGAUCAGAGGGGUCCGUCACCUGAAUCUGCUGCUCCGCUCAGCUUUACAGAGCUUCAUAGUGAGUUUUGUCUCACUGUUUAGCCUGCAACUUAACUGUUUUGGUUCAUUAUUGCUGCUCUCAUGUCGUAUUCAUAUCAAAUGUGUUGCGAAUUUUUGCGUCACAUUACUCACGCAAGUUUGAACACUAGAAUAUUUUGUGUUGACUCGCUUCAUUUACGCGAAUAACUUGCGUCAUACGUGCAUGAAAUCGCUGAAUCAAUGCAUGAACUUCUGCUGGUACGUCCUCUGCGUCAUACGUCCUUGGAGGAUCUCAAUACCGAUUAGCUAUCACGGCACAAAUUGGUCCCUGAUUUUUCAGCUCUCACAAAUAAGCAUAUGGUGCCACACGCUUAAUUUGUGCUGCUUAAUUUGUGUAUUCCAUGUUAUUUGCACUGACCGGCGGGAAUUUGCAUCUACUGGAGUCUUUAUAUUGACACAGCAUCAGAGUCGUUCUCAACUAGGCCUACAGCAGGCGGCUGUUCUCAGUGAAAAAAUCUCCAAAAACACACCGUACAUUUCCUGCUCAGCACCAAACAGCAGACUACAUAAUGGUGCUGGGGGCACCCUCUAGUGCAGUGGUUCCCAAUUUGUGUUUAGUGGUCCAAAAGUGGGACACGGGUCCAUUCCAAAUGGGCCAGGAGUGAUUCACAAAUGUGUCAAGUUUGCAAAGAACACACUGUAUUUUAAAGUACAAUAAAUUUCUGGCACAGUAGAGUGAGGGAAUAACAGACAGUUACUUAAUAGAGACGGCAAACUAGCUCAGUGUCACGGCCAAAUGCAAGUCUGAUGUUGAAUAUAUUAAACUGUGUGGACCUUGAACUGAUAACUAAAGAGAAAUCUGGAUCCAUUGCUGGAUCAGUUGGGAACCACUGCUCUAGUCUGUUCAGCCAACUCCAAUGUAAACCCAUUUGCGUCGCUAUUAGGGCCCUGACACACCAAGCCAGCGUUUGGUUGUUCGUUGGCAUUGGCCAUCGGUGAACAUCUUUCACCCUAGUUUUGAGGUGUGUCCGGCACUGUUGGUACUUCUUGGCCUUUUUUUUUUUUUUUUUUGGGCCAAUCCAGCAUGUUCAAUCGACAUCUGAGAUGGUGGAGCCCAUCGCUGAGUCAAAUCACUCUGAUUGGCAGUUCAGUUCAGUGCACGACAGGAGAAACGAAAGUGAGGAAGGCAAACAAACAGCUAAGAUUAUUAGGUAAGAUUAUGUUUUUAGCCACUGAGCUCUCUAGCAGAAACAGUUUGCAACUGUUUUUAAUGCUCACUGGUGGACAGUAAAUAUACUGUUCUUGCGACAUCGAAUUUUAAUGUGCUAACUGGCUAACCAGUGUCCUGAAUCUGGUAUCAUUUCCUCUCACACAUGCGCAGAAUAUACUUGCUAGUUGGCCACUGGCUGUAGUCUUUGCGCUGUGUUCUGGUGCCACUUUUUGCCACUAGUUCUUUGACGCUGGUUUGGUGUGUCUGGGCUUUUAGAUAUUCAGAGCAAUGGAUGCCGUAUGAAGAGCACAAAAGUCCAUGUAGGGAGACGCGUCCAACAAGCACAGGACUUUGACCCGGAAGACUGGUGUUGGUGUCCUGUGUAAAACUAAAAGUCAGUGUUGAGCUAUUUUGUCACAUUAGUUGCUAGUCUUGCGAGCUGACUGAUGUGACUGUCAUCAACCACAGUCUUCUCCUAAGCCUAACCAAGUAGUUUUGUUGCCUAAACCUAACUGCCGACCCCCUCUGCAUCGAGAUCAACCGACUCCUUCUGUGUCACGAUACAAAACACUGCCCCCUGCAUCAUUAUAGUGACCCUUGGUAUCAAAAUAUGACGUGUAGGGAUGAGAUCACAACGUACUUGAUUUGUGCAAGAGAUGCAACAUCUUUAAUUUAGUUGCAGUGCAUUUAGAAGCACACUUACCGACUCAUUGAAAAACAAAAGAUAUUAGGUCACAUUUUAAUUGUGUCAUUAAGUGCAUCCCGUUUCUGCGACCUACAUUUUUAAUGCGGUGCAAACAGACUCCUGCUCACAGCGCAGCAGUAAGGAGGAGCCUUCAGGUAGGAAGCUUUGAGAGAACGGCAUGUUUCAGUCUGACGCUGUAACUCUGCUCAAGCUGACACCUGAACCAGGCUGGUCUGAAGCCUCCAUGGUAACGUAGGUCUAAUUGAACCUCCUUCAUGAAACAGAAUGACGGUUUGGAAUAAGCCUGCUUUGACUGUUUGAUGAAACACCCCUCUGGACUCAAACAGACGUAAUCAUAGAUGUACGUGGGACCUGAGUCCUCACACAUGUCUUCCUCGUCUCCUCCAACCUGCUCGUUUGUUAACUGCAGCCAUAGCAGAUCCUCUACACUUCACGUCGAACUCAGUGAUGCCACGUCGUCCCAUUUUUCAACCGACCAACCAAACAUUAGCUUGCAGAUCUGUAAACUGUCUUAAAGUCUACGCUGAGCAACAUUUGUGCUGGAGUUAACUGUGAUCAACGACAACCACUUGUUGUCAUGUUGUUGUUUUGUUUUUUUCUAAUAACGCCCAAUGGAUUUUCUCUUUGUAUUGACUGGACAAUGUAAUCUAUUGGUGUUGAUUAAAAUGCCCUGGUAGCUUGUGGAUUGCUAAAGUGGUCAGAUAAAUGUACUGUAUAGCUGUACAAAGAGUGAUAAAGAUGUUUUAAACCUUUUUUUCUGUGGGUACAGCACUGUUUAAAAAAAAAAAUCAAAGUGGUUUUAGCCCUUGCUUGUUUUAACUUAUCAUUUGGUGGUGGUCUGUAUUACUUCUAUUGUUAUUUAUAUUAUUUCAAUUGUUGCCUCUCCUGCACUGAUAAGAGACUGUAGCUCUGUGCAGGAGGUUGUACUGUAAACCUGUGUGAAGCUUUGUAUUUCCUCCCCUCUGGUUUUGGACUCAGUGAAAGUGUGAUGUUUACAUGUACAGUUUUUCAGAAUACUUUUGCGUUUUAUUCAGGCUAUAGUUUCUUUUUCCGCACCUAUUCCCCCGAAUCUGUGUACAUUUGCCCAGAUAUUUUUCCUUCUGUUGUUUCAUUGCAUCAAAGUGCAGACGUGACCUCUUUGACUAUUUGGUCACACGGUCAUGAAGUGUGCCGUGACAGCUGGUUGUGGUCGGCUCGGUGUUGUGGUGGCUUCCAGCAUUUACAAAAAAGAAAAAAAAAAAGAAAGUAAAUCUUAAGUAAAAAAGGGAGCUUCACAACUUCUCAAAGUGGACCAGCAAAGAUUUAUUAAGGAUCAACUUCAAUCAACUGUUUUAGAAAACUAUUGUGGCCUAAAUGGAGAUCGGUGGGGUGUAGGUACAUUUAUUAUUCCACGUUAAGUGCUCAGAAUCUUUUAAUAUCCCGGCCGUAUUGUCAGGGAAAACUCCUUGUCCUUAACACGACUGGUACCCUGAAAGGUACACUUUGACCUGUUGUAAUAUCUCCUCGGUAACAUAAAAGCCAUUCCCCUCUCCUGGCCUUUUUAAGGGGAACCCAUAAACCUCAGGAAAUACUGAUUCUCCAAGUUUAGUUUUUAUCCACUGAUUUCUUCUGAAAUGAGAUUUAAAUCUCUUAACGAAAAAAAACCAUUAACAUUUAUAUGAGAUGUCUAUUGUUUUGUACAUUUAUCAUUGUGAUUUAAAAGUGGAGCUUUUUUCCAGUAUCUGUGACUUAAUAUUUUAAUUUUCGUUUCUUUCUUUCUUUUUUUUUUUGGAGUGUUUAUAGGUAUGGAUAUUUAUUAUUCUAUGUGAAACAAAAAGACAAAAGAAAAGGUUGAACCUGUUUCAUUUGUAUGUUUCAUGCAAAACUGUCCAGGUGAGAUUCUCUCUGCCUCUUACAUAUCACUGAUGAGGGACCUGUGUUUGUUUGGAAAUAGCGCUUUUUCAGUGUUGCAUCAACGCUAUGAAAUAAAAAAUGAAAAAACAAACAAAAAAAAAAAACACCAGUGGUUUACCAACAGCAGAGCUGCAAAGCUCUCCUC
Epinephelus fuscoguttatus (brown-marbled grouper) is the source of this 10004-nucleotide messenger RNA. RefSeq names its product nucleolar protein 4-like a (gene nol4la). NCBI's taxonomy places the organism in Eukaryota, Metazoa, Chordata, Actinopteri, Perciformes, Serranidae. The record is from RefSeq and is a predicted model, not a curated record. The coding region runs from base 236 to 2290 and encodes 684 amino acids. The transcript is spliced from 11 exons.